This is a messenger RNA of Paramecium tetraurelia, 969 nucleotides long. RefSeq lists its product as uncharacterized. The transcript has a single exon. The record is from RefSeq and is a predicted model, not a curated record. Lineage: Eukaryota; Ciliophora; Oligohymenophorea; Peniculida; Parameciidae.
AUGAUAGUCACUUAUAAUAAUUAGGAUUAUAAAGUAGGGUAUCCUAAAACCUUAUCAAAAAUGAAAAAGAAGUUGUAAGAAUAAAUACCAGAAAUAAAAGAGAGAGAGCUGGUUAUUAUGAAGGUACAUACUAAGGAAGAGAAAAAACUAAUUGAGCAAUUUAAAUAUCAAGAGGUUGUUUAAUCUUAUAAAAAGAAUCAAGGUCCUAAACUGAAAUGUUAUAUACUUUAGAAAUUACUUCAAUCAUUGAGUUUUGAAUUUUCUCAAUAAAAAUAACAACAUGAAAUUGAUUUAUGUAAAUAGAAGAACAACACAUUAGAAAAUACAGCCUUAUAGAUAGAUUCAAAUCAAUAAAUGACUGGUAAACUUGAAUAAUUUUGUUCUUCCGAAUAGUAAAAUCAAUAAAAGGAAUCUGUUGUGAGUGGUGUAAUUUCUGAAAUAAGUACUUUCUAUGUGGAGUAACCUUUGAUUAAUUAGAAUAAUUAAGAAAUUAACGAAAAAUAGUAGUAUCAGAAAGAGCAAAUCACAGAAUCUUAAUUUGAUUCUAUUUUAAAUAGGAGCUAGAUGGACAGAGGAAAUAAUACUGAAUCUAAUUUAUAGACAAUGAUUUCAAAAUGCCAGAUUUGUAAUCAGAAAAUUGUUUAAUACCCUUAUUUUUUGAGUUGCUCUCAUGUUUAUCAUGAAUAAUGUUUAAAAGAGUUCUUAAUAAAUUAAAUCAAAAAUAAGGGUUAGAAAUUGUUUUGUCAUUGUAACAAACAAAUAAUUCAUCCUUGCUCGAUUCUAGAAACUUUAGAUUUAAAUUAUUACAAUUCUAAAUUACUAGAUAAUCAACUUAAUGAAAUAAAAAAAACAUAUAAGUGUAUUAAAAGAUGUCCAAACAAAACUUGUACUUUUUUUGUAAUAAAUACAAACAAUUAGAUUACUAAAUCAUUCUGCCCUUAAUGCUUGAUGCAAGUGCUACUAGUAUGA